CCCACUAAAUUAUCUGGCCAAUUUACUUGUUUCACUUUUCCGAUGUUGUAGUUGUUGAGUCCGUCGACUUAUAACUAUCUCUACAUGUUUGUAUGUCACGAUGUCAAUAAACCACACUCGUUUUAUUGCUAGAACCGUUAUGGUUGCAAAUAAUCAAGUUGAUUCUGCCUACAAUAUAUUAGAUCGGUAGGUUCUAAUUACACUACCGUUUUUGUUUGUUGGUUAGUCUAGAUAAAUGGUAGAAUUUGAAAUGAAUGAAUAAGAAUGGUUUUAGUUUUAUACUGACUGACCUUCCGCCUUCUCAAUUCAAUUCUGACUUUAGUAAUCUCUCACUACCCGGUAUCAAUCACAGUCAUUGUCUGUCACAGAAUCACUGAUUAAGUAUGCAGCGUAACAAUCAUUUCACUCGAGUUUCACAAUUCUUAAUUCUGGCUAAGCCACACACUAUCACGGGAAUCACACUAAAAUAACCCUUUUUUUUAUAAUUUAUAGUAUUAGUAUGCAUGCAUUUGAAUUUUGAAAUUAUGUUAUAAAUUCAACCCAGCCUAAAUACUUUAAACUAUCAUAAAAUCAAAUUUCUGAUCACCUUCAUACUAUAAGCAAUAUUAUUUCAGAAACACAGUGUUAUACAAAUAGUCUACAUGCCGACUGCCAUAACAAAGUUGGGCCAGAUAUCUGUCCGUCAGCCUUGUCAAGUGGCUGCUAAUAGUCAAUCAUAAAAUUGGCAUUGGAGAUGCAUGGGGGGGCGACGAGUAUACACUUCAUUUCAAGAAAUAAGGGGUGGGGGAUGCAUACUAGAAGGAAGAAAUACUGAGAGAAAGGAUAAAAAUGAUAGUGAGGGUGAUAAAUAAUUGGCAGUGUCUACACGCGCCGGACGUAUAUCUCCCGCAUAUCUUUGUCCGGCGACUAAGUCACAUGACCGCCGUAACAAAGUGGCGAGAGAUGUCUUGUCGGUCAGCCUUGUCACGUGACUGCGAAUGAUUCAAAACUAUAGUUAAUUUUAAAAUCUAUUUCUCUACCAAGUAAUGUACUGAGUAUCUUGAAUGCAAAUAAUAGAAACAAACUUAAGUGAAAGUGGCUUGUAAAUAUUUUUGUUUAGUUUUUUAUUUGAGUUUGUGUACCAGUAAUCCAUGAAAUAAAUUAGGGGCCAGUUUGGAUUAGGAGCACCAAUAAAAGUAAAAGAUUUCAUUUUAAAUUGCUACAAAAUAUUUCAAAAUUUCUCAAGAAACUGCUGUUGCUGAUGAACGAACAUGAUAAUAUAAAUUAAAUAAAUAUAGUAUAAAAUAUUUUUAAUUAAAAUGGGGAGAAAAAAACCGAUCCUACACGAGGUAUUGAUCCUCAAAUCAUAAUAACGCCAAGCGACCACUCUACCACAAGACCACACAAUAUCUCCCAAACUGCAUUUCGUUCGGAAUAAUAACAACUACUAGCCGUCUGGCAGUCACGUGACAUGCCGCGCACUAUUUGUCCUGCGUGCCGGACGUGUAGACACUUCGUAAAUAAUUAAGGCGGGGAGGUCAAAAGAAAUAGACCCUACAUUUAAAGUUAAUAUAUGUGUGCUGUUGGGGUAGCUUUCUUCUCACGCAAUAUUAAUAGCCUAAAAUAAAAAAUGUUUGACAGUAGAUCUAUUGACAGUCAACUGGCAAGUAUUGAUCUUAAUUUCUUUGGUUCAUAUUUUAAAUUUAGGCUUCUAGGUAGAGCUUUAUAAGAUAUUUAAACCAAGAUAACGGACUUUAAAAAAAAUUUUGCUGGCGACCUCUUGUCACAUGGCAUGUCUGCCGGAAUAAUAACACAUACUAGUCGUCCGGCGUUCAUGUGACAUGCCCGCCAGAAGAAUAUCUCCUGCACCAUUUGUCCGGUCGCCUGAUUUGUAGACACUGCCUUUCAGAAAAUGUCAAAGUCAAGUUAUAGUUACUUUUAUUGAAAAUUGUGAUAUUGGUGAAUUUUUUCAUUCACUCCCUUCAAAUUUCUGUCCCGCAAAAUACAAGAGGGAAGGCACGAAAUGAGUUCAAAAAUUAUUUUUCAUGUGAUGUUAUUAAAUCCAUUUUUUUAUUACCUAAUACACCAGAACAAACAUAAAUAUAUUUGAGGUAAUCUUUGGGAUCAAAUCUGUGCUUUUUUUCUGUUUGAUUUCCAGCCUUUCCCAAACCAAUUUGUCUGUAGCAAUACAACUAUGCUUAGGGCUAAAAUUGUCAGUAUCUGACUCUUGUCACGACAUCACCGCUAGAGCUAAUAUACUGUCAUUACUAGCACUUGGAAUAUCUUUGAAAUCUAAUUCAUUUUAAUAUUUUUAAAAUAAUUCCAAUAAAGAAAUUCUGUUUUAAUUUUGAAAUCUAGAGGGGGACCCUCUCCAGCAUCAGACAUGGCAGUAAAAUUAAAAUAAAAUUGAGAAAAUUUCACAUCCGAUUAAUCACCCAAAAAUCCCUGUUAAAAGCACAUCACCACACUGAUAGUAAGGGAAAUAGGAAGCAAACUCAUUUAUAUAGAGUUAUUUCCCCUUAAACAACAUACAUUUAAAUCAAUAAGCAUUUUUAACUACGAUUUUGCUAGGGUCCGAUUAUUUCGGCUGCAACACCACAAAAAGGGUAUAACGACAGAUCAUCAGCUGUUAUGACAGUUAUAGUAUAGGGUUAAAAAAACACUGACUUAUUAAAAAAAUAUAAUUUAAUCACUUUUCGCAAUAUUCCACAAGAAAAUUAUUAUGUAAUCCUCAGUAUUCUCAAAGGAAAAAAAACACUUUCUGGCACAAUAAUUAAAGAAUUACUUAAGAUAUUACUUAAGAACAAUCAUGAAACCUCUUACUUACCUCAAGCAAUGACUAGGACUUAUUUUAAUUUCUAUCAAAUUAAAUACAUGUUGAUUUGUGAAACAACAUUACCAACUUAAAAUAAGUGACAUAUUAUUUUUUUUAGCCAAAUUCAUAUGGGACUAAAAUAUAUAAAUAGAAACUGAUAAAAUAAAAACUAUAAUUAUAAUCAUAUAUUUUAACUAAAUGAAUCAAAUAAUCCAUGUAUAAUUUGUUUAUACAAAUAAAUGUUAAACAAUUUCAAAUAUUAUAAAUGUUGUAUAUUUGUUAAACAAAUUAAUACGGUAUCUUAAGAAUAUUAUUUUGGAGAAUUUACAAAAUAUAUUUUUUAAAAUGUUAUUAAUUUAAUACAAAUAAGUGUUGAGUCAGCAUAUGUGAUAUUUUUUUAAAUAAAGAGAAUUAUAAUUAUAUACAUUAAAGAAAUUUUGGGAGGAAUAUUUACAAUAACUAAAUUUCCCUGUAAAUAUUAUAUUUUUAUCUCAUUUUUAAUGAAGAUUUAGGGUAAAACUAGUAAAAGCAAAAGUCGGGUCACAAAUUGUGGAGGAAAACUUCUAUCAGGUUUUAAAAAUGUGGCUUUGAGGUCCUUACUAAGAAAUUCAUAACAUUUGAACCACUUAAGCUAGAAAGAUAAUCUUUGUGUUUUUAUAAUCCAUUAUCUUGGCUAUUUAGAUUUUUAUAUUUGUGAAAAUGUUUUGAAAUUUUUACCAUUAGUUCUUACCAAAUACUAGUAAAACACAUUGAAUGCGCAGUUAAUAAUUUUUUACCAAGCACAUGUUCAAAUGUGAUAAUUGUCACUCAACUAAUGUAAGCACUGUCCGAAAACUUGUUAUUUGUGGCUAUAAUGCCACUGGAAAGCAUACAAGUAGCUUCAAAACAGGCCGCAGCUUAUUCAAACUUAAUAAUAACGCAAUUUACUAUUGGUCUGCAUCCAAACUCCCCCAGUAUUUUGUGUGUGAUUUCUGGGUGAAUGGAAUGUACAAAAUCUUGGUCAUGCCCAUAUCCUACGACAUCAAGUUGGUAAACUUCGUUUUUUAUUUGAUCAGCAUAGCCAUCCAAUGCAUCAAUAACAAUGACACUUCCUGGAAGUACAUGAUCGGUUAUAAUGCGUUAAAGUGUUUGCGCAUUUCUCCAUGUUAUGAUUGGCAACCAACAAUGAACAGUAACGUGUUCAACCAUUCCAACAACCCAAGAGCAGCGUCACGGACGACCAUGAUGAUAUUUGCGAUGACAGCAAUGUGUUUCAUCAACCUCAACAUAAUUAGGUUGCCCAAUGGCAUUGAAGCCUCCAAGCUGAACUUGUUGAGUUGGGAAACCAAUUGUGACCCUCAAUGCGGAUAAAGUUGACAAUGGUGUCCCAAAUUUUAAUGCUUUCCAAAAGUAUAACAUGCUUGCUUUUCACUUUUUAAAAUCAAUAGUAUAUCAGCAUGACAAUUUUUUGUGUGCUAAGCCCACAGUUUGCAAAAAAUGACCUGGUGUGCACACUGCAUCUGCAUUGCAUUGAGGGCAUUUCUAUGAGUAGCCAUGAGGUGACUCAGCAUGUUGGACUAAAGAUAUGGGACUUUGACAAUUACAGCAGCUAUUGUUGAUUCAUAUUAGAUGGUGUUCAGCAAGCCACACUAACCAAAGCAUGCUGUCAUACAGUGCCUUCAGCAUUUUGUUUGCAGAAUAUUUCCUGGUCAAACAUCUGAAAUAUGAAAUGGCACUUGAGGUCUGCCUGCCAUGUUAUGGUUUAUUUUAGUUUGUUACCAGCAAUAACUAGUCUGCAAACAAACUAAGACAUACAAAUGAUGUCACCAAUUAUCGAGGUGAUUAGGCUGGUACCCAACACGUUCUAACAAAAAAUAUUCUAUUUGACAUUUGGGACCUCUGUUCUGAGGCUUACCAAUGCUUUUAUUAAUCCAAAUAAAUGGAAAGGCCUCAGUCUGGUAUUUUUAAUGUAGAUGAGCCAUGAAGUUUAUUUCUAAACUUGUAUACUUGAAGAACCUGGGCUCUUCAACACAGUCCUUACCGACAGUUCCCAGUGUGGAUGGACACGGAAAGAAGUACCGGUAUUUGGAGGGCGCUCUUUUUUAAAAUAGUGCCAAAACUAUGGAACAGUUUGCCUCAAUCUUUUAGGGAAAUUGAAAAUGAUAAAAAAUAAUUUAAGAAACAUUUAAAGAAAUUUUUCUUUACUAAAUAGAUUUUAGGAGACCAGAGCGCUGUGAGCCUGUGAGCAAGCUAGAAUAGCAUGGAUACAAAUGAUAUAAAAGUAUUCCAUCAAUCAAUCAAUCAAUCAAUCUCUAUAGUAUUUAUUAUAAUAUAGGCAUGCUGUUAUUAAUGCAUCUAUGUAGACAUGUGACUUUGUCUGUAUUACAGUUACAGACAUUCAUAAUAUUAGUUCAAAUGACCAUCAUGUCUAAUAACAUUGAAAAAAAUUUAAGGAUCAGUAAAUAAAUAUUAAAAAGCUGUUCAGCUUGUCUUUAAUCUUUGGUUCAUACUGUGUUGCAUUAGAAUUAUUUACAUAAUUAAAUUUGAAUUCAAUAUUAUCAGCAAGUCUAGGAAAUCUCCAACCAUAAAGAUUUCGUCAUAAUGUCAUGAAUUUUAUUAUUUAUUUCAGUAUUCUAAAGAGGGAAAAGAUCUUCUCUGAUUUUAAAAGGAAAGAAAGAUACGAGAAGCCAUUUUUAACAAGAAACCGUCUGGCCUAUGAACGAUGCCGCAGAAUUUAUGACUCUGAAAUGCAAAGAAAGAUUGCGUUUGUCAUGAGGAAGAAUAGACCUGAUCCAUUUUUGAGAUGAGUUUGUUUCAGUCACCUUUAUUUGAUGGACGAGACGUGAGAUUUCAACUUGAUGAGAUGUAAACAUGUAACCUGGAGCAAAAUAAACAUUUUGUCAAAUG
Messenger RNA from Lymnaea stagnalis (great pond snail), 5680 nucleotides. NCBI's taxonomy places the organism in Eukaryota, Metazoa, Mollusca, Gastropoda, Lymnaeidae. The record is from the annotation of a GenBank genome assembly.